GGAAGCUUGCCUUCAGCAACGAGAAGAUAACAACCUGACUGCAAUAAUCCGCCUCAACACUGUUUAUAAUUUUGAAUCCCCGCACAUCAACUCAAGUCACAACCAUCCUCCCUCACGAACUUUCGCCACGCGCCCUUCCAUUAAUUCCGAGUACCACUCCCUCUUUCAGACACGAUGCGUAUGUGCUCCAAGCUCCAGACGACCACCUUAGAAGCUAACAUCUCGCAGCGAGCGCCACGGGGGCAGAUUGGCAGAAGUACACCAAGAAGUUUGCAGACGAUGAGAUAGAAGAGAAGAAGAUUACUCCUUUGACGGAUGAGUAAGUCAGCUCGAGUGGUAAACUGCGAAUUGCUUACUGAUGCCACCUCAGGGAUAUCCAAGUCCUGAAAACAUAUGGCGCGGCGCCGUACGCAGCUGGCCUCAAGAAGCUUGAACAACAGAUCAAGGAGAGGCAGAACAGCGUCAACGAGAAGAUUGGUGUCAAAGUAUGGAGUAUCAUGUCCCCUUCAGUUCUCGUCCAUCCUAAUGGUACAUCAGGAAUCGGAUACCGGCUUAGCACCACCACAUCUAUGGGAUGUCGCAGCAGAUCGCCAGCGAAUGUCAGAAGAGCAACCCUUACAAGUAGCGAGAUGUACAAAGAUCAUUCAAGAUGAGAAGGAUCCCGAGAAGAGCAAAUAUGUCAUCAACGUCAAGCAGAUUGCCAAGUUCGUUGUGAAUUUGGGGGAGCGUGUCAGUCCUACGGAUAUUGAAGAGGGCAUGCGAGUUGGGUAAGAGUGGUUAUUGAGUCUGCCAGAGUAAUUGCUGAUUUGGAUACAGUGUCGAUCGAAACAAGUACCAGAUCCUCCUGCCAUUACCACCCAAGAUCGAUGCCAGUGUUACGAUGAUGACGGUCGAAGAGAAACCCGAUGUUACAUAUGGUGAUGUGGGAGGAUGCAAGGAGCAAGUGGAAAAGCUACGUGAAGUUGUUGAAAUGCCUCUAUUAUCGCCAGAACGAUUCGUCAACCUUGGUAUCGAUCCACCCAAAGGAGCCUUGCUUUACGGACCCCCGGGAACCGGAAAGACGCUCUGCGCUCGAGCUGUGGCCAACAGAACUGAUGCGACUUUCAUCCGAGUUAUUGGGAGUGAGCUUGUACAAAAGUAUGUCGGAGAGGGAGCAAGAAUGGUUCGAGAGCUUUUCGAAAUGGCGCGAACAAAAAAGGCAUGCAUUAUUUUCUUCGAUGAAAUUGAUGCUAUUGGAGGUGCUCGAGUCGAUGACGGUGCUGGGGGUGAUAAUGAAGUACAGAGAACUAUGUUGGAGUUGAUCACACAGUUGGACGGUUUCGAUGCGCGAGGAAACAUCAAGGUUAUGUUUGCUACUAACAGACCUUCGACACUUGAUCCAGCGCUUAUGAGACCUGGGCGUAUUGACCGAAAGAUUGAAUUCUCCCUACCAGAUCUUGAGGGACGUGCGAAUAUUCUACGAAUUCACGCCAAGAGUAUGUCUGUUGAGCGCGAUAUCAGAUGGGAAUUGAUCUCACGUCUUUGCCCCAACUCAACGGGUGCCGAACUGAGAAGUGUGUGCACAGAAGCUGGUAUGUUUGCCAUCCGUGCACGACGGAAGGUCGCAACUGAGAAGGAUUUCUUGAGCGCGGUAGACAAGGUUAUCAAGGGCAACUUGAAGUUCAACUCCACCGCUACGUACAUGCAAUACAACUAGAUGUACUCAUAGGAAAGGGGUGAAUGUAAUAAUAUCAGGCGCAUGGAGGUGUUCCAGGUAGAAUUGAUGCUUCGGGAAAGAGCAAUUGUGGUUGCUAUCGACGCAUUCCAUCAAUCCUGUUGCCAACAAUGGAACCGGGGUUUCUAGGCGGUUAUUUAU
Molecule: messenger RNA, 1855 nt
Organism: Hymenoscyphus albidus
Lineage: Eukaryota; Fungi; Ascomycota; Leotiomycetes; Helotiales; Helotiaceae
Source: the annotation of a GenBank genome assembly